Solanum verrucosum is the source of this 1533-nucleotide messenger RNA. Its product is annotated as U-box domain-containing protein 4-like. Gene Ontology annotation, molecular function: protein binding. The record is from RefSeq and is a predicted model, not a curated record. Gene Ontology annotation, cellular component: cytoplasm; nucleus. The transcript is spliced from 2 exons. NCBI's taxonomy places the organism in Eukaryota, Viridiplantae, Streptophyta, Magnoliopsida, Solanales, Solanaceae. Bases 2 to 1087 code for a protein of 361 amino acids.
AAUGUCUUGCGCCAUUGUUGAAAAAACCCUUUAUCUCAUUCUAUCAGAUGACCCAAAUUUGAAAUUGCAGGGUGCUAAGGAUAUUCGCCGGCUAACUAAAAGUUCUUUGCGUUACCGGCGUCAUUUUUCCGACGCUGUUAAACCCCUUGUUGAUAUGCUUCGUAAUUCGCCGUCAGUUGAAUAUAAUGAAGCUGCUCUUCUUGCGUUACUCAAUCUCUCCGUUAAAGAUGAAGGAAACAAGAAAAGUAUCAUAGAUGCUGGUGCCUUAGAACCCAUCAUUGGCUUUCUUCAAUCAGAGAAUGCAAAUUUACAAGAGCAUGCAACUGCUUCAUUACUCACAUUAUCAGCAUCUUCUGUCACAAAACCGAUCCUUAGUUCUUUUGGUGUCAUCCCUCUACUCGUGGAUAUUCUAAGACGCGGUAGUCCACAAGCCAAGGUUGAUUCUAUAAUCACUUUAUACAAUCUUUCAACUUCUCAAGGCAAUCUAACAUUGAUCCUUCAAACAGAACCAAUUCCUUCUAUAGUUACUCUACUUAAAUCCUGUAAAAAGUCCUCAAAAACCACUGAAAAAUGUACUGCUCUCCUAGAAUCUUUAAUGUCUUAUGACGAGUGUAGGAAAGCGUUGACAUCUGAAGAAGGGGGGAUACUUGCAAUAGUGGAAGUCCUUGAAAUCGGAUCUUUACAAAGCCGAGAACAUGCUUUAGGAGCUCUGUUGACAAUGUGUCAAAGUGAUAGAUGUAAAUACCGGGAACUAAUUCUCAGAGAAGGUGUAGUUCCUGGACUUCUUGAGCUGACUGUUAAAGGGACAACUAAGUCUAAAGAGAAAUCACAAACACUUCUAAGGUUGCUGAGAGAUACUCCUUACGAAAGGUCUCAGCUUCAACCCGACACAUUGGAGAACAUUGUUUCUAAUCUUAUAUCUCAGAUAGAUGGCAAGGAGCAAACUGGAAAAGCGCGGGGAUUGCUUGCUGAAGUGAUACAAGUUAGUAUGAAUCAAAGUUUGAGACGUUUACACCAAAGGGCAACGGUAUGUACUCCAGUUGAUUUGUCUAUAGCCGGUGGUGCCUCUACGAUCUCUUCAACAUGAUACAGUUUGGUCUUUAAGAAUGAUUCCUUUGUUUCUCUUCUCUGAUAUCCUUUAAUCUUUCUUCCUGCAACCGUGUUCCCGUGUUGAGAUCAAUCUUUUGUGCUCGGAAAAUUAGAUAUACUGAGAUGAGUGACACGACUAGUAAAGAUUCAUAUAGCCCAACUCUAACCUGUUUGGGAUUGAGGCGUUGUAAAUUUUUUGGAGAGUUCUUAGAAUUUUUGUUUUUAGAGUUGGUUUUUGUAUGUUAGCAUCGGGAGUCCACGAGAUACAAUUGGAACGAGUUGAGAUGUCUAAAUGUGCAUUUUCAAAAUUGGAGUGUUUAAUUAUCAGGAAUAUAUCUUUGAAGGGAAUAGCUAUAGAGCAUCACAUUAGAGCUCUGAUUUCAUAGUUAUAUCACUUUGUAAUGGGUUUUUUUUUGGAUAUAUAUAUUUGAUGUUAUUACUCUA